Arabidopsis arenosa is the source of this 1562-nucleotide messenger RNA. The record is from the annotation of a GenBank genome assembly. NCBI's taxonomy places the organism in Eukaryota, Viridiplantae, Streptophyta, Magnoliopsida, Brassicales, Brassicaceae.
AGAGUCUUCACCUUUUUAAUGAAAUCCAUCGUCUCCAAGUUUCUUCUACACUGACUCUAAAGCUCUUCCAACCAUUAAGCAGAUACAACAAGACGCCUAUUUAUUAAUAUUUAGUGUAAGGAUGCAGACUAGAGUUGUUCAGUUGGAAGAAGGUAAAGAGAUUGUAGUAACGGGCAGCCGGACCGGGCUUAAUAAGGCGGCGUUUCCUUUCAAGUUGCUUCUCUUGCUAGGAUUUUUUCUAGCUUUUACUGUUGUUUUAUUCUUCAUUAGUGUAUCCACCAACAAGUAUUAUGGAAUCAAUAGUGUAGUGACAUCAGUCACUUCUAGUUUUGUGCCUUGCCACGAGAAAAGAAAUGAUCUUGAUAAAUUGAUUAAACCUCCUUUGGUUCUCAUGCAUAAUAUGAGCGAUGAAGAACUUCUUUGGCGUGCGUCUUUCAUGCCUCAGAGGAAAGAGUAUCCGUUUAAUAGGGUGCCGAAAAUCGCGUUUAUGUUCUUGACAAUGGGUCCUUUGCCGCUUGCACCGCUUUGGGAAAGGUUAUUUAAGGGUCAUGAGAAGCAUUACUCAGUUUACAUCCAUUCACCAGUAUCUUCUUCAGCCAAGUUUCCAGCUUCCUCGGUUUUCUACCGUAGGCAUAUACCAAGUCAGGUUGCAGAAUGGGGAAGAAUGACAAUGUGCGAUGCAGAGAGGCGGCUUCUUGCCAAUGCGCUACUCGAUAUCUCAAACGAAUGGUUUGUUCUCCUCUCCGAGUCAUGCAUUCCCCUCUUCAACUUCACAACUAUCUACACUUACAUAACCAAAUCAAAGCACAGCUUUAUGGGUUCAUUUGAUGAUCCUAGUCCCUAUGGCCGAGGCCGCUACCACGGCAACAUGGCCCCUGAAGUUUCCAUAGACCAAUGGAGAAAAGGGUCUCAAUGGUUUGAGGUUAACCGGGAGCUUGCGGUUUCCAUUGUCAAAGAUACCUUGUAUUACCCUAAAUUCAAAGAGUUUUGUCAACCUGCUUGUUACGUGGACGAGCAUUAUUUCCCAACAAUGUUGACAAUUGAGAAACCGGCGGCCUUGGCUAACCGAAGUGUGACUUGGGUCGACUGGUCGAGAGGUGGUGCCCACCCAGCUACAUUUGGACCACAAGACAUCAGUGAGGAGUUCUUUGCAUGGGUUCUAAAAGGACAUAACUGCACUUACAAUGAUGGCUACACAUCCAUGUGUUAUCUCUUUGCUAGAAAGUUUUCUCCUAGUGCUUUAGAGCCUUUGAUUCAAAUUGCUCCCAAGAUUCUGAGUUUUUGAGUAGGACGAAAAUUUUGUUUGGUUUAUAAGAAAUAAACCUGUGCUUUUUAAUAUAUUUAAAUAUGAAUAACCAAUAAAAGAAUUGUAAUGGCUAUGAAAAGGUGACUGUAUUUCUGAUGAUAAAGCAAAACAAAGAAGUUUUUCCUUUUCUUUUGGAGAGCGAGUCUCUGGUUUCAUGUGAUAAAAGAGCAUCGAGCGGCCACAAUCCAUAAGAUAUAUGGUGUCAUCGGUGAGGCUCGUGGUUAAUGUGGCCUUGGAAUAAUGUAAUUAACCUUUU